Messenger RNA from Hordeum vulgare subsp. vulgare (domesticated barley), 1019 nucleotides. RefSeq lists its product as uncharacterized. NCBI's taxonomy places the organism in Eukaryota, Viridiplantae, Streptophyta, Magnoliopsida, Poales, Poaceae. Bases 219 to 611 code for a protein of 130 amino acids. The transcript is spliced from 2 exons. The record is from RefSeq and is a predicted model, not a curated record.
AUGCUAGAGAUGCUCUAACCUCCCCUGAUUCCACCGUCCUCCAACUCUUGCAGCGCCGCCGCCGGCCUCCGGCCUCCGGCCUGCUGCUCCGCACCUUCCGCCGGCCUCCGGCCUCCGACCUCCGGCCUCCGGCCUGCUGCUCCGCACCUUCCGCCGGCCUCCUCCCACGGAACCACCGUCGACCUCAUCCCGCACAUCAGCACGCGCCGUAGCCAGCCAUGGAUCCCCACGCACCCCCGCCGACCCUGGAUCCCCGGACCGCUGGCCAUGGUUCCCGCUCGUUGCCGACAUUGGAUUCCGAGCGCCGCCGUCGGGCCGGAGACCUUCACGUCCAACUGCCGACCGUGGCCUCCGCCGCCCCUGUCCAGCACCUCCACCAGGCGCCGCCAUGGGACAGGGCUCCCAUCAGGGAUCCAGCCGCUGUCAAAUGUAGUUCCCUUUCUUUCUUUCUUGGUUUGCUUUAUGUUGUUGAUUCCGAGAAAGAAAGAAGAACAAGAAAAGAUUUGCAAAAUAUGCAAAAGUUUGUUCCACAAUUCUGCAUCAAGAUGGAGGAUGAGCAAGCAUGGCCUCCAUAUAUACGAAUACGAGAGGGUAGCAGUAUCCUGGACUGAAGGCUACACUGACGAGAGUCAACUCUGUCCUGCUGCGGGCGUGGUCUUUGCUCUAGCAAAGCAUGUCUGCCUGGGCCUGGGCCUCCACUUGUGCAAUUAUUUGAUACACUGACGAGAGUCAACUCUGUCCUGCUGCGGGCGUGGUCUUUGCUCUAGCAAAGCAUGUCUGCCUGGGCCUGGGCCUCCACUUGUGCAAUUAUUUGAUACACUGACGAGAGUCAACUCUGUCCUGCUGCGGGCGUGGUCUUUGCUCUAGCAAAGCAUGUCUGCCUGGGCCUGGGCCUCCACUUGUGCAAUUCUUUGACAUUCUUCUGUCCUCUCAUGGGGGCCCUGUCCGCUACCUUCUUGUCUUUUGUUACGAGGGAUACACAGAUUCACGAAAAGUUAUGCAGAAGUUCAAAUUCAAAA